CGAAACUCGCUUCCUUUUCCCUCGCAAAUUUUCCCUCGUUUCGCAUUUCCAUUUCCCACUUCUCGUUUCCCGACCCAGCGAUCGUAGAGAUGGCGCCAAAGGGCGAGAAGAAGCCAGCGGAGAAGAAGCCGGCGGAGAAGCCGGCGGAGGAGAAGAAGACGGUGGCGGAGAAGGCCCCCGCCGAGAAGAAGCCGAAGGCGGAGAAGCGCCUUCCGAAGGAGGGUUCUGCAGAUAAGCAGAAGAAGAAGAAGAAGGUGAAGAAGAGCAGUGAGACGUACAAGAUCUACAUCUUCAAGGUUUUGAAGCAGGUGCAUCCUGACAUCGGGAUCUCGAGCAAGGCCAUGGGCAUCAUGAACUCCUUCAUCAACGAUAUCUUCGAGAAGCUCGCCCAGGAGGCCUCUCGCCUCGCUCGGUACAACAAGAAGCCGACGAUCACUUCCCGGGAGAUCCAGACGUCCGUCCGGCUGGUCCUCCCCGGUGAGCUCGCCAAGCAUGCCGUAUCGGAAGGAACAAAGGCUGUGACUAAAUUCACGAGCUCUUAAGGACUUUGUCGGUCUCUUAAUCAUAUGGGGUCUCGAUUUUAAGCCUAACGUCCAGUCAGAUCCCUUUUUCUUUCUCCUGUAAUCUUCUUUUGUAUUUCUGGAAUUUCUGUUCACUUUUUGAAUGUAAAGCAAUGACCUCGUUUGCUUACAAAAUCAUAGUCCUUUGGAUGGAAAUCUGUUUUCUCUUCA
This is a messenger RNA of Nymphaea colorata (pocket water lily), 731 nucleotides long. RefSeq names its product histone H2B-like. The record is from RefSeq and is a predicted model, not a curated record. NCBI's taxonomy places the organism in Eukaryota, Viridiplantae, Streptophyta, Magnoliopsida, Nymphaeales, Nymphaeaceae. The coding region runs from base 90 to 542 and encodes 150 amino acids. Gene Ontology annotation, molecular function: protein heterodimerization activity; DNA binding; structural constituent of chromatin. Gene Ontology annotation, cellular component: nucleosome. Gene Ontology annotation, biological process: nucleosome assembly. The transcript has a single exon.